Messenger RNA from Morchella importuna, 354 nucleotides. RefSeq lists its product as uncharacterized. The record is from RefSeq and is a predicted model, not a curated record. NCBI's taxonomy places the organism in Eukaryota, Fungi, Ascomycota, Pezizomycetes, Pezizales, Morchellaceae. The coding region runs from base 1 to 354 and encodes 117 amino acids. The transcript has a single exon.
AUGUUACUAACUAGCCCUGUCGAAGAACCCGAAGAGUAUGCAGAAAUCCCAAGCCCCGUUGACGAUCGAUUGCAAUUCUUCCGAAAUGUAUCGGUGUUUCCCAACACAUCACCACCCCCUUUCUCAUCGCCCCCCCAAAAUAACGAACCGAACGCAGGGGGCGACGAUUUGGGCGAUAUAGAUCAAUUCCACAUAAAGAUUGGGAGGCAAAAGCAUCCAUUCGCUAAAGAUAUCGACUACGAUGAAUUCGAGAAUGAGCUAGACAACAUAAUUAUAGUGGAGGAAGACGAGAUGCGUGCAUACCGUCCAACCACUGCCGAACAGCUGGGAAUGGGAAAACCUUUAAACUAUUAA